AUGGUGGGAGAGUUACAGACCAAUCCACUAAAACCCAUUUUUCUGUUGGACAUUGUUAAAACAAAGAUUACUGGCAGGGGAGGGAGCGGCCCACAGGCUGAGGACGUUCCCUUCUACGAGAAGAUGACCGGCUCACCCGUGGGCUCACGGAAAGAUCCCGAGGAACCCACGCCGACGUCGGAAGUCCCCGAAGAGCAGCCUGACGGCUUGUACCCUGACAUGUCCGCUAGAGGGGAGGAACGCCCAACCGACGACAGUUCCCACCCGGCUCAGCCUGGUGCAGGGAUGCACCCAAAUCCACAGGACAUUCCUCCAGGUUACCCAAUUCCAGGGCAGCAAAAUCCGGGAUCUGGGAUACCACCAGGUUAUGCUAAUCCAGGGCAACAAAAUCCAGCAUCUGGAUUACCUGAAAUCCCACCAGGCUAUGCCAACCCAGGACAAAAUCCGGGAUCUGGAUUACCUGGGAUCCCACCAGGCUACGCUAAUCCGGGGCAACAAAAUCCGGGAUCUGGACUACCACAGAUUCCACCCGGAUACAACAUCCCUGGACAGCAGAACCCAGGGUCCGGGAUCCCACAGAUCCCACCCGGCUACUCCAUCCCCGGUCACAACGCCGGAUUUCCCGGGAUGCCGCCGGGCGCGGUGAUGCCGGGAAUCCCGCCGGGCGCGCCGCUGCCGGCCAAGUGGAGCGUGGAGAUCUACCCCAACCCACAGCUCCAGUGGGUGCAAUGCGGCAGGCCGCAGGCCUCCUGGCUGUGCGAUCCCAACAGUAUCCUGACCGAGUCGGAUGCUGAUUUUUUGUCGGAGCUCCUUGGGAACGUGUCGACCAGUACCGGUACACCGUGCGUGCCGCAGCACCGUACAGAGAGGGACGUCAGAAAGCGUACCGUCAACAAGUCCUCCGAAUUCCCCGGCUACACUAUUGCUGUGGCCCUGGUUCCUGACAUUGUCAAGAUGUUUGGGGAGCGAGACAGGGACGCCAUCCGGCGGUUCAGUCAGGUACUGCUGCACCUGUGGGACCCGGGCGAGUGUGACGGGGGAGUCGUCCUCGUCUACUGUCAAUCAUCCCAGAGGGUGUACGCAGCUCGUGGCGAGGCCGCGGAGCUCAAACUGACCAAUCAGGACGUCUGGGAGGUUCACCGCGACAACCGAGACGCCCUGGAGAACAACCGGACCAUGGAGGCCCUCACCAACAUCAUCCUCGGGUACCAGCGCAUCCUCCAGGGCACCCCCGGCACCGAGGUGGACAUGGAGGUCGUCUACUCCUCUCUGACCAUCGUGCUGUUUCUGGGAGCAGCCUCGGCAUGCCUGGUCUGGUUCCUGUACAUUGGGAGGGACAGGAAGUAUCGGUUUACGGCGGAGAGGGACGCGCUGGGGAAAAGGGGGUGUAAGGACAGGCUGAAGCGCGUGUGCAGCAAGGGGGAGGGCGGUCGCAGCGGGAGCCGCGCGGACGGAGCUGGGGAGGAGGAAAUUAUGAUGGAGACGGUGUACAGUGUGUGACUGUGUCGCACGCUCGGUUUGUAAAUGGUGUGUGUUGCAGUAUAACGCACUUCAUGUUAAUCUCCAAGCAGAUAUUCGUGGGCUAUCAGAUCUUGGGGGCCAGUCGGAAAUACUCUCCUGUGCAUAGCCUCAUCUAAGGCCUAUACAACAUACCUUGGAAUGGCUCUGAUAAAUCGGGCCAAUGAUCAUAUAUUAUAACGGGUUUUCCCUCCGAACAUCUGCUUGUAGAUUGCAUCAUUUGUGGAGCAUUGUACUGGCAUACCUGACAUGAGAAGAAACAUGUUGCAGGGCAACAUUUGAAUAGUGCAUAAUAAGGUGUGUUCAAGUGUCAAAUGGGGGUGUUCAUGUAACUAGUGUGCACCGUGGACUACUGACUCUCCAUCAUAAUAUCCUCUACAAAGUGUUGCUUUAACCAAUGUUAACUGGCUAACAGUAAUCAUAUACUGGACUGAACUGUACAAAGUUUGUUUUUAUUGCAGAAAUUUGACAGGAAGGAAGAUAUUACUGUCUAUACAUUUAUGGCCAUGUUCAUUUGUUGUAUUGUAUACUCAGGAAAAGUUCAGAUCUUUCCCUAAAAGUAGUUUCUAGUAGAAUUACAAUGUCUACAAUGUACUUUUGCUUUUGAGCAAAGUUGUGUUAUCUAUUUAUUUACACUUUUAUUUUCAAUGUAUUUUGUUUUAAUGGUUUGACCACAACAUAAUAAUAUAUAAGUGUGUGUUUGUAACCAAGUUUGCCACAUCAAACUAUAACAAAAUAUAGACCACGGCCAGUAAAACUACUGUAACAUCAAACCGAGACAUUAUGUUCGAGCCUAAUUAAAUUGAGGUAUUUAACAAGCUACAUGUAACGUUACAUUUAUACGGAGUGAAAUUCUAUUACAUUUAAUAUCAUGUUUUGUGAUUGAUAUGUUUAAGUGCUAAUUAUACUUCAGGCCACACUGAUUUGUUUCCUUUGAUCUCAGGCAUUUUCAAAUGAAGAUUGAUGAGAAAAAGGUCUACAUGAAAACAGAAAGAAAAUACAUUUGACAAAAUUUGUGCUCCCAUAGGAAGGCCUGGUAGAGGCUAGAACUUCCCCUUUGAGUGAAAGUUUGACUCUUUUUCCAUGUAAGUAUCCCAAUUUAGCACCACAAAAUAUGAGAACCAAGAAAUUACACAAGAGUGGCCUAAGUAUAUGUUUAAAGGAGAAAACUUAGUUGGACAAGGGUGACCUAAGCAUAUGUUUGGAAGAAAAAACAAUACUUUGUUUUGUUGCUGAAGUAUACCUCAGUAGUGUUUAUCAUGUCCACCAGAUUUCCUGUAUACUAGAGACUACUUCCAACAUUGGUCACAAACAUUGUGACAACGGUAUCAGAUUUGUUGGUGUAAGGACAUUAUAUAUUAUAUAUGACGUUCAUGGUUGAUGUCAUAAAUUGCUAAAUUGAAAAUUGUAUAAGUCUAUAUUGGAUUUCUGUGCCAAGUGAAUUAUCAAACAAUAACUCUACGGAUUGUACACAGAGCUGUAAUGAUGUAAUGUCAUUUUGUCACUUGCACAAGUUUAUUCUUAAGAUAAUGUUAUAUUGUUGCUUUGUGUGAAGAGGUGGUAUUUUAUUCCAGUAUUUAAUGUAUUAAGAAGUAUAACAACAUCUAAUGCAACUGCAAUGCAAACUUAUAUAGUUGACUAAGAUGUUGCAUAUGUUUAACUAGCAAGCAUAAUAAUAAAGCACUUUCAUCACUA
Messenger RNA from Branchiostoma floridae (Florida lancelet), 3213 nucleotides. RefSeq lists its product as uncharacterized. The transcript is spliced from 6 exons. Lineage: Eukaryota; Metazoa; Chordata; Leptocardii; Amphioxiformes; Branchiostomatidae. Gene Ontology annotation, cellular component: acetylcholine-gated channel complex. The coding region runs from base 1 to 1500 and encodes 499 amino acids. The record is from RefSeq and is a predicted model, not a curated record.